Anastrepha obliqua is the source of this 1132-nucleotide messenger RNA. Its product is annotated as 23 kDa integral membrane protein-like. The record is from RefSeq and is a predicted model, not a curated record. Bases 298 to 954 code for a protein of 218 amino acids. Lineage: Eukaryota; Metazoa; Arthropoda; Insecta; Diptera; Tephritidae. Gene Ontology annotation, cellular component: membrane. The transcript has 5 exons.
GGGCGAAAGGUGUCAUUCCUUAAUGUGAAUACUUUUUUGUUUUAAAACGAGCCAUGAAAUUUUAAUGCAACUUUAGAAAACUUUCGAAAUGAACUGCUGUACAAUUAAAUAUGCACGCAGAUAAGUGGAAAUGUACCAUAUGUACUUACAAAAGCACGCAUAAUAUAGUAUAUUGAUUUUAGUUAGACAAACAUAAAAUUAACGUGGCGCACAAGCGUAGAGUGCCAACGGAAACCCAACGAAAAAUACAAAAUUAGUGGAUGUAAAAAAGAACAAAAUUAUUAUUUUUAAUCAAUAAUGGCACUAAAGAUUUCCAUAUUAAGAGCCGUUUUGGCCGUUGUCAACACAGUGCUGCCGCUGCUUGGUAUUGGACUGAUUGCGCUUUCUGUUUACGAGUUAAAUACUUCAACGCCUGGAACUAUGCAACACAUUUCGAUUGUUAUACAAAUAUUCAUUGGAUCAUUUGUGGUGCUCACCUCAUUUCUGGGCUGUUUCGGAUUGUGUCGCGAAUCGUUGGGUCUCACUUGGAGUUAUGUAAGUUGUAUGCUGAUAUUACUUAUAUUCCAAAUAUAUUUGGUUGCUGUGGCUGGCGUUACCGACUAUGUCCAAAAUACCACCAAUCACUUCGAUACGCUUUGGAGCAAUGCCACCAUAAAUGCGGCAGAAAUCGCCCAAAUUGAGCAACAGUACGAGUGCUGUGGUAGACUGGGUCCUCAGGACUAUCCCCAACGUGUACCCAAAAAUUGCUAUUUCAAUUUUUCUGGCGCUGAAAAUGAUCUUUACACCGAAAGUUGCUUGAAGGUUCUACAGGAGAUGGCGCGUAAAAGUGGUAGCACUGGAUUGGCCAUUAAACUGACGUUAUUUGGUUUUGAAGUACUUGCCUUGUUCUUUUCUGGUUUGUUGGGCAUUACCAUACGAAACAAGCGAAGAAGAGACCAAUUUGUGGAUCACUAGAAGCGCGACGCAGAAAAAUGGACAGUAAAACUGUGAAAAAUAAAAUAUUAUAGUUUUUUUAAGUUAUUUAUUUAAUACAAUAUAAACAGUGCAAAGUAAUAAUAUUUAUAAGUAAAUAAUCGAAUAAAUGCCUGAAGCAGUCUACUUUACAAAAACCAAAACAAAAAACAAUACAACA